GGUCUGAGACUUAGCAGUUAGCACACCAAACCAGUCGACCGUUUCAUCAAAACUGCUUCCCAUUUCAUUCUUUCAUUCUUUUCCUCAAGUUUUGAAUUUUAUCUCUGAGAACCCAAAUCAGAGACAGAAAGUGAAACCCAGAAAAGAGUAAAGUUCAAAGCUUUUUACUUACAAUGGUCUAUUCACAGAGCUUGUUAGCAAGAAGAGGGCCUUUGGGCGCCAUAUGGGUCGCUGCUUACUGUUUCAAGAAGCUCAAGAAGACCCAGAUCACAGAGACUGACAUUUUGGCCGCUAUUGAUAAAAUUUUAAAGGAUGAAUGGGAUGGUGUCGCAUAUAGAGUACUAGCCUACCUACUUCUGGGUGUUGUUCGAAUAUACUUGAGGAAAGUUGAAUAUCUUUUUGAUGACUGCAAUGAAGUGCUACUAGACAUCAAGAAAUUUGUGUUUAGCACAAAAGACAAUGCACCUGCAGAAAUGCUGUGUGCGGCUGAUCACUCUGUUAUCAUACCGGAUAGGUUUGAGCUUGAUGCCUUUGAUAUGGGGAGCCUUGAAGAUGUCAGUGGUGAACAUUUGGCGUCUCACAAAGAAAUCACGCUUAAAGAAUGUGCAGAGUGGAAUGGAAUAGGACGACUUUCAUCAGAAAUGUAUGAUCAUAUGGAAUUUGGUGCCUGCCACAGUAUUUUCUCAACUUAUUACACCCCAGUCAGAAGUGUACUUUCAUCUCACCUGAUGAACUUUGGUAUGGAGUUAAUAACAUCGAGUAGUGGAGCUAAUGCGGAAGAAAUCAUAGAGCAGCUUCAAUGGCAUAGGUUCUCUCAAGAAGAAUGUGCCGACAUUGAUACAUUUAUUGGCAUUGAGAAAGAGCCUCAAAACCAAGUUAAGCAACAUGGUGAAGAUAAUGAAACCAAUGGAGAGCAGAUAAAGACUCCAGAUAUAGCAGUGCCUGAAGAUGGAAUUCAGGAAGAUGGUCAGAAGACUCAGAAGCAUGAGAUCAUUUAUGGGAAUAAUAUAGAACCUUCCCGCCAUGUGAUAACUGGUGAGGAUCAUCAAAGUGAACGAGAGGAGAUGAUGGAAAUAGACUUGGUGCAACCAGAAAAUCAGAGUUUUCAGAUUACAAAAGAAGAGCAUAGUCUAAGAAACUUAGAAGCUGACAUGGAGAAUAGGAAAAAUGCUACAUUUUCUCAAGAAGAAUCCCUGGACCUUGAUGUGCUUUCUGGGGCCAAGAAACCUCAAGAACUUGUUUGUUCAUAUGGAGAAGAGAAUCAUAAUGAUGAAGAGCCGACUAAGUUACAGGACAUAACACCAGAUACCAUGAAAAAUAUUCCACAAGAAGAUCCAGAUCCCCUUUCAGUUGCAUAUGAUGGCAGUCCUGACACCAAGCAGCCAGAUGCUCUAGGUAUUACUACACCAAAAUUGACGGCUGUUCCCAGACCAGUUUCCAAGAAAUCGGAUCGGUUUUCUAGGAAAAGAAAAUGUGUCUUUGAUGAUAUAGUAGUGCUGCCUAAUGAGGUAAUCAGGCAAAGCAUACAUGAUGCUAGUGAUUUGGUUGCUAAAAGAAAAAAAGUUCCCAAAAAUGCCCAUGCUGUUUGGAAAACUUGUCAAAUUGGAAAUCUUGCCCAGAAUUUCUUGGAGCCAUUGAUAUCUAACAUUUCGCAAGAGCUUAGAUCCCUCUUAUGCAAAAGGAAACUGAGGAAAUUAAAGAUCACUCCAGAGAAGUUAGAUUUGUUGGACUGUCAAAGGACUGGUAUAUCAGAGCAAAUGGAGGUUGUACAUACAGAAACCGUUGAACCUGCAGAAGACUUGGAUGUGUUAGAAUAUCCAUGUACUGUUGGAUUAGAACAAGCAGAAAUUGCACCAGACACACCUGUCCUUCGCUCAAAAUCAAUCAAAUCAUUUCAUAGUCCCAGGAGUCCUGAAGUUCCUGAAGUUCCUGAUAUGGAUCUAGUAAGACCUGAGACAUCUGGAAGGAUAGAAAAAGAACCGUCUAUGGGAGCAGAGCAAACUUUCCCUUCUGGAAGUGUAGAAGAAGUACCACCAUCUCUAGAUAGGGAUGACGAGCAUGACUUCAAUUUUUUGAGUGAGGAAGCUGAAUUUUGCGAAGGAGUUAAUCCUGAACUCGAUGGGUGUUCGGUGAGAACCAGAAAGGUGGCGAGAUACUUGCACAGGCACUUUACAAUUUGCAACAGUCUCCACGUGAACUUGUUGGAGGUUGCAGAACGAAGAACCAAGAAAGAAAGUGCAAGGCUAUUCUAUGAGACACUGGUGAUGAAAACUAGAGGGUUUGUGGAUGUGAAGCAAGCUGAUCCCUAUGGCGACAUUCUAAUCUGGAAACUUCCCAAAUGGGAUCAAAUGUGGGGAGAUGAUACCUCCCAUAGAGUCACUUCUGAAACUAUGUCUCUAUGUCGAUAGCUAGAAUUAGGAACUGCGCGACUGAUAUUCCACAUUGCCACCAUCGUAGACUAGAUCGCAUUAGAGCAAUGUAAAGAGAGCUACAGGGGCUAUAACAGAUCGUUCAUGCCCAGCUUCGACUUAACUAGCUCUGGUUGUAUGGUAGCUAUAGGUUGAGACGGAAUGGAAAUAUACGGUAGGUUAGGUCUGAAAAUGUUAGUACUGCUUCUCUUGUUACCAGAAACGGUGUUAUCAUGUGAUUGAAGUUAUGAAGAUGACAACAUUAAUUA
Rosa chinensis is the source of this 2677-nucleotide messenger RNA. Its product is annotated as sister chromatid cohesion 1 protein 2. Gene Ontology annotation, molecular function: protein binding; chromatin binding. The transcript has 13 exons. Gene Ontology annotation, biological process: synaptonemal complex assembly; mitotic sister chromatid cohesion; replication-born double-strand break repair via sister chromatid exchange. Gene Ontology annotation, cellular component: cohesin complex; synaptonemal complex. NCBI's taxonomy places the organism in Eukaryota, Viridiplantae, Streptophyta, Magnoliopsida, Rosales, Rosaceae. Bases 174 to 2408 code for a protein of 744 amino acids. The record is from RefSeq and is a predicted model, not a curated record.